Molecule: messenger RNA, 2759 nt
Organism: Neltuma alba
Lineage: Eukaryota; Viridiplantae; Streptophyta; Magnoliopsida; Fabales; Fabaceae
Product: cyclic nucleotide-gated ion channel 1-like
Exons: 9
Coding region: 387-2537 (716 amino acids)
Biological process (GO): monoatomic ion transport; transmembrane transport
Cellular component (GO): membrane
Molecular function (GO): monoatomic ion channel activity
Source: RefSeq, a predicted model, not a curated record
GACUCUUGCGUGGACUCUGCUUCUUAGUCUUUCUUGCAACCGCAAAACGGCUAUCACAUUCACAUACUCUCUCUGCUCUGCAAAGCUCAGCCUCAGACAUCUCUGAACGCUUCUCCUCCGAUUUUCUCUCGAGUUCAACAAACUAUUCUGAAGCUUGUGAUGUAACAUUUCUAAGUCUUUCUGGCUUCUCUGCUCCGUGCUUUCCCUCUGGUUUGAUUCCCAAGAAAGGGAAGGAAAAAUGACAAGGGCCUUGGGAAAGAAAGCCUUUUACGCGGUUUGAAACCAUCAACACAUGUUCGUGGCCCGACCUGAAUCUUGUUCUGUACUCAAUAAAUUGCUUCUCUUUCUAUAGCUUAGAUUUUCUCUCUGGCUGAAUAAGAGGGCUAAUGAUGGAUGCCAAGGGACAAAAAAUUGUGAGGUUUAAGGACUGGAGUUCAGAAUCAUCUUCCAGUGCGGAGAUAACAAAUUCUGCUGAUGCUGGAUAUCGUCAGAGAAAAGCUGGACCAAGAGUAAGAGCUGUGUUUAAGAAUAUUCGAAGAAGAAUCCAGAGAAGGCUUGAGAAGAUUAGAACCCUGAGAAAACCUAUAAAUUUGCAUCCAAUAAGUGAUGCAGCGACCAAGAAAUCAGUUUCGAAGAGGAAGAUUCUUGAUCCACAGGGGUCUUUCCUUCAGAAAUGGAACAAAAUAUUUGUGAUCACAUGUGUACUGGCAGUAUCAGUGGAUCCUCUGUUCUUCUACAGCCCAGUUGUUGAUAACGAAAGAAAAUGCCUUGAUAUGAAUAGACCAUUGCAGAUCACUGCCAGUGCCCUUCGUACAUUCUUUGACCUUUUCUACAUUCUCCACAUAACAUUUCAGUUUCAAACGGGCUUUAUCGCCCCUUCUUCUCGAGUAUUUGGUAGGGGUGAGCUCGUUGAUGAUCCUCAGGCUAUUGCAAAAAGAUACCUAUCUUCAUUCUUCAUCAUUGACAUCCUGUCAAUUAUUCCAGUUCCACAGGCGGUUGUUUUAGCCAUGAGACGUUCAGCUCCAUCUCUAGAAAAGGACUGGUUAGAAUAUGCAAUAUUAAUCCAAUAUGUCCCCAGAUUUCUUCGGAUCUAUCCAUUAUUCACAGAAGUUACUAGAACUUCUGGCAUACUGACUGAGACAGCAUGGGCCGGCGCUGCUUAUAAUCUCUUUCUCUAUAUGCUAGCAAGUCAUGUGGUUGGAGCUUUCUGGUACCUGUUUUCAGUAGAAUCAGAGCUUCGGUGCUGGCACAGAGAAUUGAAGAUUGCUAAUUUGUCUACACACAUGCGCUGUCGAUACCGGAAUCCAGAUGUCAUAGCACGUCUCAAUAAUUCUUGUCCCUUCAAGGAUCCUGACAAAAUUUACAACCCCAGAGUCUUCAAUUUCGGAAUAUUUACCGACGCUUUACAAUCUCGUGUGGUGGAGUCGACAACGGAUUUUCCUCAAAAGAUCUUCUUCUGCUUUUGGUGGGGUUUGCGCAAUGUAAGUUCUCUGGGACAAAAUCUCAAGACAAGUACAUAUGUCGGGGAGAUCAUCUUUGCUUGCUUCAUCGCAAUCUUUGGGUUGGUUUUGUUCUCAUUGCUCAUUGGAAACAUGCAGAAAUAUCUACAAUCUGUGACUGUUAGAGUUGAAGAAAUGAGAAUCAAGAGGCGGGACGCAGAGCGGUGGAUGUCCCACCGUAUGCUACCUGAGCACUUGAGGGAAAGAAUCAGGCGGUAUGAGCAUUACAAAUGGCAAGAAAACAGGGGAGUGGAUGAGGAAACAUUAAUCCAAAAUCUUCCUAAAGAUCUCAGAAGAGACAUAAAGCGUCAUCUUUGCUUGGAUUUACUUAAGAAAGUGCCAAUGUUUGAGAAAAUGGAUGAGCAAUUGUUGGAUGCACUUUGUGACAGGCUGAAGCCAGUACUGUAUACAGAAAAGAGCGCCAUUAUUCGCGAAGGAGAUCCAGUGGAUCAAAUGCUAUUCAUUAUGCGAGGAAACCUUGCAACUAUGACGACAAACGGUGGAAGAACUGGUUUUUUCAAUUCCUUCGUUAUUAAGGCAGGUGACUUCUGUGGGGAGGAGCUUUUAACAUGGGCCUUGGACCCCAACUCAUCCUCAAAUCUUCCCAUUUCAACCAGAACAGUAGAAUCUUUAUCAGAAGUUGAAGCCUUCGCUCUCAUGGCUGAUGACUUGAAGCUCGUUGCUUCCCAAUUUCGACGCCUUCACAACAAACACAUCCAGCACACUUUCAGGUACUAUUCCCUGCAAUGGAGGACAUGGGCGGCCUGUUUCAUACAAGUAGCUUGGCGUCGCCACUGUAAAAGGAAGAUUGAGAAAUCUUUACGUGAAGCAGAAAACAGGCUACAAGAUGCUUUGGCGAAAGAGGAAGGUUCUUCUGUAAGUUUCGGUGCCACCAUAUAUGCAUCAAGGUUUGCUGCCAAUGCCUUACGCAGGCUGCGAAAGAAGGGGGAACGAAACAACAGAAUGCCUCAGAGAUUGCUUCCUCUGCUGCCUCAGAAGCCAACUGAGCCUGAUUUCACCGCGCAAUCUUUAGGAUAAUCUUAGUUUAGGGUGAUUACAAUGUGAAAAUGUACAUGUCAAACAGAAAAGUUGUGUGAAAACGUAUUGAUGGUUUGCUUAGAGGCUAAAUUUUUAUCAAGACUUGCGAUGGCUUGGACUGCAAGAAAAUAUCUUAGGAGAAGAGGCUAUUAAAAGUGGUGGCAGUAGUGGGUAUUAUGUAUGAAAAAUAAAGUGUGUAUGAGAUUUUUCUUUCUUAGUUUC